GAGGAGCAAAAAGCGUUGUACCAAACUGAUGCUCGUACGGUUUCGCGCCAAUGCGAGUCUGCACAAAGCUCAUAUCGUCCACGCACCCUACUCUUCAUCUUGCCUAUCCAACUGUUGAAUCCUUCAUCUGGAACACUCUCAUUCGAGCCCAUGUCCAAGCCGGGUCUCGGCCGGAGGUCCUAACCCACACACCACUCUCCGUCUUUUGCCGGAUGCGCUUCCAUGGAGUCGAGCCUGACUUCCAUACCUUCCCUUUUCUUCUCCAGUCCUUCAAUUCUCCAAUUCAGCUCCACUCAGGAAGACUAAUCCAUGCGCAAAUUAUCCUCUUUGGGCUCGCUAACGACCCGUUUAUUCAAACGUCCCUUAUCAACAUGUACUCGUCCUGUGGGGAUUUGGCGUUCGCGCGUCAAGCAUUCGAUGAGAUUUCCCAGCCCGAUUUAUCGUCUUGGAACUCGAUCAUUAAUGCCACCUUUAAAAUGGGCUUGAUUUGUAUUGCAAAGAAACUGUUUGAUGAUAUGCCUGCAAGAAAUGCGAUAUCUUGGACUUGUAUGAUAAAUGGAUACGUGAGGUGUGGUUAUUAUAAAGAAGCACUGGCCCUGUUUCGUGUGAUGCAAACGGUGGGAGUCGAUGGAGUCAGGCCUAAUGAGUUCACCAUGUCGACUGUGCUUUCUGCUUGUGGACGGUUGGGUGCACUUGAGCAUGGAAAAUGGGUUCACGCUUAUAUUGGCAAAUGUGGGAUGGAAGUUGGUGUGGUGUUAGGGACUUCGCUGAUAGACAUGUAUGCUAAAUGUGGGAGUAUUGAGAGGGCCAAAUGGAUAUUUGAUAAUAUGGGUUUUUGUAAGGAUGUGAUGGCUUGGAGCGCUAUGCUUUCAGGAUUGGCCAUGCAUGGACAUGCUGAAGAAUGCCUUGAAUUAUUUACAAAGAUGAUUAAUCAUGGGAUGAGACCUAAUGCUGUAACCUUUUUGUGUGUUCUUUGUGCUUGUGUACAUGGAGGCUUGGUGAGUGAAGGGAAGGAGUAUUUUAGGAGGAUGAGCGAGGAGUUUGAUAUUACUCCCUUGAUCCAGCACUAUGGAUGCAUGGUAGACCUUUAUGGAAGAGCUGGUCUUAUUGAGGAGGCAUGGGUUUUGAUCAAAUCUAUGCCCAUGGAGCCUGAUGUGCUGGUGUGGGGAGCUCUACUUAGUGGUUCAAGGAUGCAUGGGAGCAUUGAAACAUGUGAGAUUGCCCUUAAAAGAGUAAUUGAGUUGGAUCCCACAAACAGUGGCGCCUACGUGCUUCUAUCCAAUGUGUAUGCAAAAAUGGGAAGGUGGGCAGACGCAAGGCACGUGAGAAAUGUUAUGGAGGCAAGGGGGAUCAAGAAAGUUCCUGGCUGCAGUUCGGUUGAGGUCGGAGGUGUACUUCAUGAGUUUUUGGUGGGAGAUGAUUCUCAUCCAGAAACCAGAGAGAUCUAUAAGAUGCUUGACGAGAUUAUGAGUAGGUUGAGGAUGGAGGGUUAUGUGGGAAAUACUAAAGAGGUGUUGCUUGAUUUGGACGAGGAAGGAAGGGAGUUGGCUCUAUCCCUUCACAGUGAAAAGCUGGCCAUUGCAUAUUGCUUUUUGAAGACGAGUCCAGGUACCCCAAUUCGAAUUGUUAAGAACCUGAGGAUAUGUAGUGAUUGUCAUGUUGCAAUAAAGAUGAUAUCUAGGGUGUUUAACCGAGAGAUUGUGGUUAGAGAUUGCAAUCGAUUUCACCAUUUUACAGGUGGAUUAUGCUCUUGCAAAGACUACUGGUAGAUUGAUAGGAAAAUUCUAACUCUAGUUUAUUGGAAUUUGAAAUCUUCCUUCAAUGGACCACAUGGAAAAAAUAACUACUUAUAAAAA
Carya illinoinensis is the source of this 1856-nucleotide messenger RNA. RefSeq names its product pentatricopeptide repeat-containing protein At3g62890. NCBI's taxonomy places the organism in Eukaryota, Viridiplantae, Streptophyta, Magnoliopsida, Fagales, Juglandaceae. Bases 51 to 1769 code for a protein of 572 amino acids. The record is from RefSeq and is a predicted model, not a curated record. The transcript has a single exon. Gene Ontology annotation, molecular function: zinc ion binding; RNA binding; protein binding. Gene Ontology annotation, biological process: RNA modification.